AUGUCUACUGAUGUUGGAUUCCUAGACGAGCUCAUGACCAUGUGCAGUGCGUUCUUUAGCACUGUGAGUAACUGGUUUCCCAUCAUCAGCAAAAAGAGACUGUUGCCGAGGGCGGAGAGUCUCAAGACCGAGUCCGAUGCCAGCACCGCCCUGCUGCUCCUGUGUAUGAAGCUCGCCACGCAGCUUCUGUCUGAGACUGAAGAUGCACGAUCCCUGUUGUACUGGACCUGUCGACAAUUUUUCGCUCGGAUUGAGAACACGCCACUCCUGUCCCUGGCUCUACUUCAAGCCAAGCUGUUGAUUGCUCUGUAUGAGAUAGGUCAUGGCAUCUAUCCCGCAGGCUACCUCUCCAUCGGUCAUGCGGCCAGGCUUGGCCAUAUUAUGGGCCUCCAGGACCGGAAAAACGCUCCUCAACUGUUCCGGGCUGCUCCAACGUUGACAGGAAGAGAAGAAGAGAGGCGAACUUGGUGGGCUGUCGUGGUGCUUGACCGGAUCGUCAAUCUUGGUAUGUACGGCGGGUCUUUAGCAACAGGAGAGCCUCUGAACAAUGAGCUGCUACCGUGCAACGACGAUCUCUGGGAGCAAGGCGCAAUCAGCGGGAACGGCCUAGUCUUUGGUCCGAAUCUCGAGAGCACCGACGUCGGGCGCUAUGCCCAGAUCUGCCAGGCAGCUCAUGUCCUGGGUCGAGUGCAGAGGCAUUGCGCAGACCAUCAGCUUGACACGUCAUUUCGGUUGAGGGAGGCCAUGCAACUCGACCGUGCGCUCCUCGCCCUGGAUGCCACAAUCCAGAAAACCACGACGCCUCCGCAAAUGCACUAUUCUGACGACGCCAUUGCCAUCUGCUGCAGUGCGCGUUUCUUGCUAUACGAGCUAUACGCAUGCAACGAAAGCGGCGACAACUUCAUGUUCCCGACGGGCGACGAGGCCGAUAUGCAGAAGCUUGCUCUCGCUGGGCUGGAGCAAUGCGUCGAACGGAUGUAUCAUGUUGCCCUGCGAGUCUGCCGAGAUUUGUCGGUGAGCUUCCAUCCUGGAAGCAUGCUGGUCACACACGCGCUAUACUGGGCUGCAGCGGAGUGUCGGUGGUACAUCAAGGAGGGUAAACAAGAGGCGGUGAUCGUCUCUGAAACUAUUCUUGAUGCCUUGAAGAUCUUGAAUAGGCGUUGGCGCCGUGCGGGUGACUAUAUCAGACUGCUGGAACGGGAGGAGAUGCUGUCGGAAUAG
Molecule: messenger RNA, 1221 nt
Organism: Cyphellophora europaea CBS 101466
Lineage: Eukaryota; Fungi; Ascomycota; Eurotiomycetes; Chaetothyriales; Cyphellophoraceae
Exons: 3
Coding region: 1-1221 (406 amino acids)
Biological process (GO): DNA-templated transcription
Cellular component (GO): nucleus
Molecular function (GO): zinc ion binding; DNA binding
Source: RefSeq, a predicted model, not a curated record